Messenger RNA from Coregonus sp. 'balchen', 2532 nucleotides. Lineage: Eukaryota; Metazoa; Chordata; Actinopteri; Salmoniformes; Salmonidae. The record is from the annotation of a GenBank genome assembly.
AUGAACGUGCACAAAUUGGCAGGAGAGAGCGCAUUCUGGAGAGAGACGUGCAUUGUGCAUUUUAGCCACACUCCCCUUCUUCUUGGACUGUGCCAUCCACGCGGCCUCCACAAUGGAUUAGUCUCAGCCUCCGCAAUGGAUUAGUUCACUGAGAUGGGUGCGAAUCAGACAGGUGUCUUGUGUGCCCAAAAAAAGUAUAUAUAUAUUUGCAACUGCUCAACAAAAAAAAUCUCAGUCGACCAACAGCCUAUCGACCAAACAAUCGACCAGUCGACUAAUUUUGGUCAGCCCUACAUUUCACCAAUGGUCACACCUGCAAACAGUGGGAAAAGGGAAUUGACAAGUAAUCAUAGGUACUGUUUGGUCAGUGAUCUCAAUCUGCGAUUUUACUAUUUUUACAUUCUUAUAACUAGCACUUAAUUAAUUGGUGGCAAUUCACUGCAAUGGCAUGCUAAUUACUUUUGACAUGUCUAAUGUUGUUUAAUUGUAGAGGUUUGAUUUCUUUCUGGACAUGCUUUGGUAGGUUUUCUUUCUCAGGAAGCGAGAUUCUAUUUGAUCGGUUGUGAAAUUUGGUAAGUUGCGCAAGAGAAACAAACUCAUCCUAACUCAUCAUCGUCUGCUUCCAGGAAUAAGAUAGUUGUCAUGGCAGGGAAAGUGAUUAUCUUGGCCUGGGCUUAUCUCUUUCUCUCUGGCUUUGGGUUUAUUUUUCUCACUUUUUAAUUCCCCCUUUUCUCUCUCUCUUUCUUUUUCUCUGGCUCUCUUUUUAACUCACCCUUUUUUUCUCUUCCUCUCUCAUGUUCUCCUCCCCCCUCUCUCUCAUGUUCUCCUCACCCCUUUCUUUUAUGUUUUCCUCCCUCUCUCUCUCUCUUUCUCUCUCUCUCUGGUGGCAGUCAGUCAGCCAGGUCGACCUCGCCUUGGCUCCACCCCUCCCAUUCACCUGGCACUCGGCCCAGAAUGUUGCUGCAAUUCCGCCCGCUCUCAUUGGUCCCCGCACACACACCGCUUCUGAGAAAGGGAAAUUACCGCCCUCCCCUCCACUUCCCGCUGCUUUCGGUCUCUCUCUGCCACUAUCCCUCCCUCCCUCGCUCACUCUUUCUGUCCCUCUCUUUCUUUCUCUUUUAAAUAGAUUUGCCACGGCUGGUUGUGCAGUGCUCAACUGUAAGUGAUAUGGGGUUUGAUUAGAUUUUCCGACUCAGACCAGAAACGCUGGUAGUUGUGAAAGAGUGCUUUGUACAGGUUGUUUGUGUGUGGUAUGGCUUGGUGUGUGUGUGUGCGCUGUGUGUGUUCGUGGGAGUGCGGUGGGUGAAAGUUUUAUUUGUUUUAGCAGACACCCUUGCAUGGCUGACAUUUCUACACAUUAUCUGUUCCCACAGCUGCAUAGAUGGGCUCUAGAAAGUGAAGAGAAUGAGCAAGGCAAAGUAGCGUGAUCUUGGAAAAUAACAUAUCAUGCUCUAGGAGUUUCCACUGAGGAAUGAAUGGAGGCAGAAAUCAACUCUAAAUCGAUUCUGUGGAAGUAUAUAUCACCAAGCUAAUGUCUAUCUCUCUCUCUUUCUCCCUCUCUCUCUCUUUCUCUACAGAAGUGCCUUCCCUGACAUCUGCUGCAGCUUCGAUCCGCUUCUAGAGCAGAAGCUCCACCCCCCCCGCCUCGCUUGCUGCCACAGUAACGCGAGCACAAGGAUACCAACCACAGCCCUCGUCACGGCCAAAGCCUAAAAAACCCGCGCCCAGACCUGCACCUUCCUACGCCCUCACUGCACCAGCUCCAGCCUCCAGCCCCAUCAUCACCAGGCUUACUGCCCUAAGCCUUCACCUGCCCUCCCGUACCACGCUACCCCACAAAGCCUCUCUCCUUCUGGGCCCAGCCUCUCACUCUCAGACUCCUCAGUGUCUCUAAUCUCCAUUUAUCUCCAUUCAGUCACAGCCUACAGUACUGUUGUAGUCAGAAGAGAAGGAUCUGAAGACUGAACUUUCCCUCUGGGUUACGUGCUGGAUUGUUGGUGAGAUACAAGUUGAGACAGACAGUGGUAGAGUCAUUCUCUGCUAAGAUCAUUGGCUGUUGAGUGUGUUCUCAAUGCUUUAAGGAAGAUGUCCCAAUAACACACACACACAACAUUGUUACAACACUUUUCACCUAUCGCCUUGAUACAUCCACUUGGAUCUUUCAGAAGAAUAAGGAGUAGGGGACUUAUCCGUGUCCAAGCAAAGGACACACACACCAACACACACAUCACGCUUUAGCCCGAUUCGGACGGAUUACUAUUAUUUUCCAGGACUGUCUUUGUCGCCAUGGCGCACAUGAACAUGGCGCACAUGCGGGACACAAAAUGGCUGACGCUUGAGGUGUGCCGGGAGUUCCAGAGAGGCACGUGCUCGCGUUCCGACCAGGAGUGUAAGUUCGCCCACCCGGCCAAGAGCUGCCAGGUAGAGAAUGGACGAGUCAUCGCCUGCUUCGACUCCCUCAAGGUAAGAAGAAAGGAGAUACGACACAGGAUGAAGCUAUGGGCUACGGCCAUAUAUGGUGCUGUGAUUUGA